Haliotis rubra (blacklip abalone) is the source of this 2062-nucleotide messenger RNA. RefSeq names its product beta-1,4-glucuronyltransferase 1-like. NCBI's taxonomy places the organism in Eukaryota, Metazoa, Mollusca, Gastropoda, Lepetellida, Haliotidae. The transcript is spliced from 2 exons. Bases 634 to 1902 code for a protein of 422 amino acids. The record is from RefSeq and is a predicted model, not a curated record. Gene Ontology annotation, molecular function: glucuronosyltransferase activity.
AUCAAAAUAAAUUUCAAUGCUGGAUCCGGACAUAUCACACAGAAGCAAAACAAUCAUCGUUGGAACGCGGUGUGUCCGAGUGCGGAGCAUCAAGGGAAAAUUUCCACGUGUGCUGUGUAUCUUUGAAUCAAUUGUGACUGGGCAGUAGUGAACGACACCCUACAUUGAUGAGAAUGAUGCGUUAGUCGAAGCGAGACGAAGUGGGAUUCAGAGCUCUGCCACUAUCGCGUUCGUGGAAAUUGGUGGUGAUUGUUUCCUCGACUUAUUCUAAUAUGUUGCAAAAAUCAAUGUUGUGAGGAUAACAUGUAGUCAGUUGGAUUAUCCCGAGUGAUGGUACUCAAUGGAACCUACUUGGGACGUUAUCUCACCGGACAGACAGAGUACGAGUUUCACCUGUCCCUUUGCUUCGCUAGCAGACGAUAUACGAAACAGUUGGCGGCGAUAUGUAUUUUCCGAAGGAAUCGCUAGUCAGUUCUUUAUAUUUUUUUAAUGAUUUUCUGUCGAUGUAAGGUUUUCUUUCACGGGACCUCAGACCUCGUAUGUUUAUGAGACUACAACCUACGGUAACUGAUUGAUGCCAAUGCUACCCGAGCUGAACAGGACAAUUACACUGAAGACCGGGAACCUAAGACAAUGGCUAUGUUUGCGAUGUUCCAAAGGUCUCGGUUAGGAAAGUUUAUUAUAUUUCUUGUAUUCCUCGUGAUAGUGCUGCAGGUGUUUCACAUGUCGUUAUUGACACGACUCGAGGCAAAAGAGGCUUUGAACCGACACAAAGGACCUGUUGAUCGGCAAUUAAACGUAAAGACUCUACCAGAAAUUUCCGACGACAUGGAAGAAAAGGUUCGCAACUCUCACAGACUGGACUACAGUGGUACGUAUCACCUCAUAGCGAACCUCCUCACCGCAGAGGGCCAUGGAUCCGGCCAAAAUACAGACGAUCUGGCAAUUGCCACACAGUGUUCAUCAAACCAUUUACAUCAUUUAUCUCAUCUUUCACAAGUGUGGGAUGGUCCGAUUUCGGUGACCGUGUUCACCUUCGACAAUGAUAUUGAAACAGCACUUAACCAUAUUGUGAAACUUUAUUCAUGCAGAGAACAAAUUCGUAAAAAAACUUCUUUUCACUUGGUGUAUCCACUCGAACGUGCCCCUCGGUCUUUGAGCGUGAGCUGGAAAUCUGUGAAUUCGUGCGAGGAAGGCAUGCCAGUAUCUGGAGAGAAGGCCCCAAACUAUGCAAUAGAGGGCAUAGAAUACCCACAGAACCUACUCAGGAACCUCGCAAUAAAAAACUCUGAAACAUCCAUGGUGUUUAUGGUCGACAUUGAUAUGAUUCCAUCGGAAAAUCUUCAUGGGGACUUCCUCUAUCUAUGGCGCACAGCUCUAAAAGCGCGGGCAAAUGAAACGAAGGGAACAGCUUUUGUGGUGCCAGUAUUUGAAGUGAAGGAGGGUGUCAAAGUUCCUGAUACUAAGCCUGAAUUAGUGGGUGCACUGGAACGGGCCGAGGUGAGACCCUUCUACAUUGACCCUUGUAGUCCGUGUCAGGCUUUCAGUAAGUAUCCCAAAUGGUUGUCUUUGACACCAUCAAAAGAGCUGCAGGUGGCUUAUCAUGUAAACUGGAAAUAUUCUUGGGAACCUUUCUACAUCGCAGCUAAAGGCAUGCCGCUGUACGACGAGCGCUUCAAACAGUAUGGCUUUAAUCGGAUAAGUCAGGUGUGCGAGUUACACGUGUCCGGCUACCAGUUCGUCGUGCUCAACAAUGCAUUCCUGGCCCACAGUGGCUUCAAGAGGAGAGAGGAGUUCCACGCCUCGAAGAACAAGGAACUGACCAAGAACAAAAUUCUGUUUGGGAAGUUUAAGGAUGAACUGAAGGUUAAGUACCCGAACUCCACCAGGACAUGUUUAUGAUGUGGCGGUUGUACAUGUACCUUUGCUUGUGCAGGGUGUCUGCAAGCCGUUCAUGUUCCACAACUAUCAGAUAUGUGUGGGUGCUACAUCGUCUCCAGAUUGCGUUUCCUGGUUACGUCCAGCAAGGUUACAGAGGGGUUAUAUGACGAUAUCAGUGCUA